Closterium sp. Naga37s-1 is the source of this 3069-nucleotide messenger RNA. Lineage: Eukaryota; Viridiplantae; Streptophyta; Zygnematophyceae; Desmidiales; Closteriaceae. The record is from the annotation of a GenBank genome assembly.
AUGCCUCUUGUGAUGCCAUCGACAGGGGUUGCAACAGCUGGUGCGGCUGAGACUGGCCAAGAAGCUCCUCCUCUCGCGGACGAAGCUGAUGCACAUGCUGGUUUUCCAGAUGAGCAGCCUACUCAGCAUAUUCAGGGGAACACACUCGACAUUGGCGGGUCGAAGGCCCCGUCGCAGUUGGAGGGAGGGGAAGCUAUGAUGGGCGGGUCGAGAACCUCGACACAGGUGGUGGGAGGGGAAACUACUCUGGAAGAGGGUUUGCGGAGGGAAGGCGGUGCAGAUAAGGAGAUGGAGGGAAAGGGGAGGGGCAAAAGCAAGUCGAAGGAUGCGUCGGAGGAGGGCAAGAAGAAGAGAGAGAGGAGGAGGUUGGAGAAGAAGCUGGAAGAAGAGCGCACCAGCACGGAGCAACUGAGGGCGGACUUCACGCGGUCCGUGACGCAGCUUGGGGAGGAAAGGGAGAAGUACGCAAAGGUGCUGCAGGACGCGAGGGAGAUUUUGGAUAAGGUGGAUGGGGUGUCGAAAAGCGCGGUGACAGCGGUGGAGCGAUCUGGGGAGUUGCAGGCGACUUUUGCGAAAGGUGUGGAGACACUCGUGACUGCUCACGCAGAGGCUGCGGUGAAAGCCGAAGGGUUGCGCGUGAAGACUGAUGAGACGCUGACCGCUGUUACAGCUGCGUCUGAACGCCUCCAAGAGGCCUUCGAGAAAUCCCUCGAGAAGACAGUGGCCGCGUGCGUUGAGAGGGUUGUCGCCAAGAGCCUGGAAACAAUCGGUGCCUCCAUCGUCACGGCUGUUGAUGAUCGUGUCCGCAAGGUAGUCACCAACGCAACAAAGGGGCUGAAGGAGGAGGUUAUCAGCGAGGUGAAGGAGGCGACGCAGAAAGCGUUCGGAGAAGCUGGAUUCGCGGCUCUUCUUGGGGUGUUUGCAGCAAUGUCAGGGCUGGCCCGUCAUGGUGCGGGAGGUGGUGCCGGUGCAAAGCAUCCACGUGGAGACGAUGGGAGCGCGGCGCGAGGUGGUGUGGCGCGAGAGCCAGUCGAAGUUGCGCGGCAGAAGAAGGCAAAGGUUGGCAAACAUGACAAUGGAGGGGGUCAUGUCCAGUCAAGGCAGGCUUCGCGUGUGGACGGUGAUGGGUUUCCGACGCGUAUGCAGGGGGUGGCGGAGGGCGCAGGAGUGGAGGGGGCGCGUGGGCCGGACGUGGGAGGUUCGCUGCCGUCGCAAGGUGUGCGCGCACCUGAUGCAGGACCGAAUUUUGUUGCGCAACCCUCUGCUGGAGGUGGUAUUGUGUUUGGUCUCCCGACGAAGUCCCAGGUUUCUCCGGGUGGUGUAGCGCAAACCCAACCGGUUGGGCCUGUUAUGCCAGGUGCCGACGUUGGCGGGUUGCCGACGCCGGUGCAGAGGGUGGCGGAGGGCGCAGGAGUGGAGGGGGCGCUGGGGCCGGACGUUGGUUGUUCGCUGCCGUCGCAAGGUGUGUUCGCACCUGGUGCAGGACAGAUUCACGGUGCGCAACCUUCUUCGGGAGGGGGUUUUGUGUUGGGUCGCCCGACGACGGCCCAGAUUUCUCCUGGUGGUGUAGCGCAAACCCAACGUGUUGCCUCUGUUAUGGCGGGUGCCGACGGUGGUGGGUUGGCGACGCGUACGCAGAGUGUGGCGGAUGGCGCAGGAGUGGAGGUGGCGCGCGGGCCGGACGUUGGUUGUUCGUUGCCGUCGCAAGAUGUGCACGCACCUGGUGCAGGACAGAUUCACGGUGCGAACCCCUCUACACCCGCUUAUGAUUUUGUGACAGAGAUCCGACGUGCCAUGGGACAAGUCGCGGAGGAAGAUCCGCAGGAGAGUUUAGGAGGAAUCAGGGCAGGGUUUGCAGGGCUGCAUAUCCUGCAGCGCCCGGACGAACACGAUGUGCAAUCGCGUCCGGAACGUGUCGUUCCUGCUGCACAGCACGGGGCUAUUCCUGACGGGGGUCUGCUUCGUUUGCCUGCGGACCUCGUAAAUGUGCAUGUCGGGGAUCCUGAAGGAUAUGGAGAGGAAUUCGAGGAAGCUGCACGCGAGGGGAAUUUUGCGGAGGCGGAGGAGGCGGAGAAUGAUCCUUCUGGCGCAGGUGAUGGUGCUCCAGCGGAAGGGGAGGCCGACGAAGAAGGCAGGCAUCGCAAGGGGAACGGCAUCCGCCCCGAGAGAGGUGGUCCUGGCUGGACAGGCGACAUUGUCCACGGCGGACGCUCCCGCUAUGUUGGCUACUCGUUGCAGCGCGAGGACGUGAUGUUUAACGUGUCCGUGGCCAUGAUGGUGCUGGACGGACACGUCUCCAAGGUGCUGUGGGAGAAUCCCAACGACCCCGAGGCGCCUGCGCGUCACCCGGAGUGGCCGGCGGAGUGGGCCGUUGCCAAGAAGCUGCCGAAAGGGUUGUGGACUGCCAUUUGGGCUCGUGGCUGCUGCAGCGACACUGGCAGAGGGUUGGAUUUCCAGGCUGCGGUGUGCGAGGCGACCGGGGACGUUACUGCCUCGCUGGAGGCCCCUGCCGGACUCCCUUCUAUUGCGUACGCAGUCUGUAUCGCCUCCACAUUCGCAGCAGCGUGGUACGUGGCCUCUGAGACUGCGCCACAAUUCGCGGAAGCCUCUCGCACGGCCGUGGCAGUGGGGAAGCAAAUCGACCUUCAGAGAGCUUGGCCACUUCUUCCGGAUAACUUGGAGCACGUGAUCUCGGCUGUGAUGCAUGUUGUAUCUCGUUCGGAGGGAGGGUCCGUUGCGCCUGAACAUGCGAAUGCAUGGGUCGACAAGGUCAUGUCUCAGGCUCUGCAGGUGGUGAACAAGCAGGGAGAUCCCUGGUCGCAGUGGAUCGCCGUGGAGAUGAUAUAUACCUUGGCGUACUGGUGCGACAGCCCCGACGGACGUUCUUCUUUGGCUGCUGUUGGUAUGGUGGUUCCUGUGACGGACAGCAUGAAGUCGAUCACCAAGUAUAGGAUGAAGCGCACCUACAAGACUGGCAGGUGGAUGGUUCCCGGAGCUAAGGCAGUCACCAAGACUCGCGCGCGAGGUGGUCGUGGGGGAAUGCAGCGCGGAGGUUCGGGAAAGCGUUGA